AUGGAGGAAAAGGUCGACGCCCACGAGGUCGUCGUGCAAGGGUCCGAGAUGCUCAAAGCCGCCAUGGAGAAGGAACCCCCUCAGCCACGGCACAAGCGAAUGCUCCAACUGUACGCCAUCGUGACGGUCGCGUUCCUCUGCUCGAGCAUCAACGGCUACGACGGCAGCCUGAUGAGCAACAUGCUAGUCAUGCCGACGUUUGAGAGCGAGUUCGGCGCGUCCAUCGUGGGGAUCAAAGCCGGGUACAUCAGCGCGAUGUACACGAUUGGCGGCGUGUGUGCGUUACCCUUUGUCGGACCCGCGAGCGACACCUGGGGCCGACGCGCGGGGAUGUGUAUCGGGUGUGGGUUUGUGAUACUGGGGACGAUCAUCGAGGGAACAAGUAACAUUUCAGGCAAGCUUGCGCAGUUCCUAGCGGGGCGGUUCUUCCUCGGGUUCGGAAACAGCAUUGCCGCCUCCGCGGCCCCGAUUUAUGUCGUGGAGAUCUCCCACCCUGCGUACCGCGGGGUCAUGACGGGCCUGUACAACACCAUCUAUAAUGUGGGGAGCAUUGCGGCGGCGGGGGCCCUGCGCGGCGGCGAAAACCACGCGGGAAAUACCGCCUGGCUGAUCCCCACGUGGGUGCAGAUGCUUAUGCCCGGGCUGGUGUGUGUGUUGGCGUUUUGGCUUCCCGAGUCCCCGCGCUGGCUGUACUGCAACGACCGCGCCGAGGCGGCCCGGGCCGUCAUCGUGCGUUACCACGGCCUGGACCGCGAGGACUCGGCUUACCUGCAUCUCCAGCUGGCAGAGUAUAGCGAGGGUCUCAAGCUGGAUGGCGCAGAUAAGCGCUGGUGGGAUUACAGGGCUUUGUUCAAGGACCGGGCCUCCCGCUACCGGCUGAUGUGUAAUCUCAUCCUCUCCGUUUGGGGCCAGUGGUCCGGUAACGGCUUCACCAGCUACUUCAUGCCCGCGUUUCUGGCCACCGCGGGCGUCACAAAUGCCCUCACCGUCCUGAACAUCAAUCUCGGCACCUCCUUUUCCGGCUGGUUCAUCUCCAUGGCGGGCGCGUCCUACGUCGAACGCAUCGGUCGACGUACCUUGUUCUUCAGCGUGCUUCUCGGCAUCUCCUUCUGGUGGGUCAUGAUCACCAUCUCCGCCGCCAUCUUCCAUCAUACGGGGAGCAAGGCCGCCGGCGACGCCGCCAUCCUCUUCGUCAAUCUUUUUGGAGCCACCUACUCCUUCGGCAUCACCCCCUUGCAAGCCCUGUAUCCCGUCGAGGUGCUCAGCUAUGAGCAGCGCGCAAAGGGAAUGGCCUUCUCCAGUCUCGUCGUCAACGCCGCCUCCCUCGUCAACAUGUUCGCCAUGCCCGUCGCCAUCGAGCGCAUCGGUUGGAAGCUCUACAUUGUUUUCGCCGUCUGGGUUCUGGUCGAGGCUGCCGUCGUCUACUUCUUCCUCGUCGAGACUAGGGGCCGCACCCUCGAGGAACUAGAUCAUAUCUUCCAGUCCGACAAUCCGCGCAAGGCCUCCAUCGCGAAGAAGAAGCUCACUCUCGACGCUGACGACAAUAUCGUCGAGGUCGCUGAAGCUUAG
Messenger RNA from Penicilliopsis zonata CBS 506.65, 1569 nucleotides. RefSeq lists its product as hypothetical. The transcript has a single exon. Gene Ontology annotation, cellular component: membrane. The coding region runs from base 1 to 1569 and encodes 522 amino acids. Gene Ontology annotation, molecular function: carbohydrate:proton symporter activity. Gene Ontology annotation, biological process: carbohydrate transport; transmembrane transport. The record is from RefSeq and is a predicted model, not a curated record. Lineage: Eukaryota; Fungi; Ascomycota; Eurotiomycetes; Eurotiales; Aspergillaceae.